AUGGACUAUGCGAUACCGCGCGCUCACCUGGUGCCGGAUAUUGAAGUCCAUUCCACCGUCACCCCCUCGCCGCACAAUCCCCUGGGCGUGAAGGGCAUCGGUGAGACCGGAACCAUCGCGUCCACCGCCGCCAUCUACAGCGCCGUCAUGGACGCCCUCAAGCCCCUGGGUAUCACCGGACUGGACAUGCCGCUCACGCCUGAAAAGGUUUGGCGCGCGAUCCAGGCCAGCGAUUACGGCGGCAACGGGCACGGACAUGACCACGGCGGUCACGGCCAUGACCAUGGUCAUGGGCACAAUCACUAA
Molecule: messenger RNA, 306 nt
Organism: Geodia barretti
Lineage: Eukaryota; Metazoa; Porifera; Demospongiae; Tetractinellida; Geodiidae
Source: the annotation of a GenBank genome assembly